Messenger RNA from Sorex araneus (European shrew), 1307 nucleotides. It is a transcript of the gene CTXND1, whose product is annotated as cortexin domain containing 1. The record is from RefSeq and is a predicted model, not a curated record. Bases 646 to 825 code for a protein of 59 amino acids. The transcript is spliced from 3 exons. Lineage: Eukaryota; Metazoa; Chordata; Mammalia; Eulipotyphla; Soricidae.
GGGGCGGCGCUUCCGCAGGACGGGGCGGCGCCUUCAGGGGCGCCAGGAGGGAUGCAGGCGAGGGGCCCCCAGACCGGCCUGCGCCCCCGGCGGGGGCCGUCCGUGCCGCGCGCCCCGCCUUUCCUCUUGAACCGCAUCCAGGGUUUCGCCUUUAAAAUGCCCGGGCGGCUGCGGCUCAGCUCACAGCCCCCCUCGGUCGCCGCCUCUGCCGGGGCGCUGACUCAGCUGCAGCUGGGCCUCCCGCACUCGGGCCGGGUGGGAACCCCGCAAAGGCCGCGCCGGUUUAGCCCCGUGCAGGGAAGCGCCCGGGGCUUCCAGGAUCCGGCCCCCUGACCCGACGCCUUUGGGGCCAGAUGGGCCUGACCUGCCCCACCCCCUGGAGCAGCCCUGCAUCAUGCCCCACCUGAAGGCCCUUGGAACCUGGUAACCCUCUGCUGGCAGGUCAGCGGGAAGGGCCCAUCCGAGCCCACCCCCUACAUCCAAGCUCCAAGAGACCACACCCCUACACCCAAGAGCACCCCUCUCCUCACUUGGCUUCAGAGGUAGGCAGCCCUGCAGGACUCCUUGUUGCCCGAGGGAUUCCCGCAGGUGGAAGAUGGUCAUAGCCGGCCCCGAGCCCACCUGCACCGUCACCGCCGCCUGGCCAUGGACACGCCCACACCCGAGCCCCCGUACCUGGAUGUGGACAAGGGGCUGACGCUGGCCUGCUUCGGCUUCCUCUGCUUCUUCCUGCUGCUGAUGAUCGUGCGCUGUGCCAAGGUCAUCAUGGACCCCUACAGCGCCAUCCCCACCUCCACCUGGGAGGAGCAGCAUCUGGACGACUGAGACGCCCCACCAGGAAGAGGGAUCGCCCCGGGAGGCAAAGGUUGGGGAGCACGGGUAGGGUCCAGAACUGACCGCACACCAUAGUGUGCUCAUCGGGGACUCUGCCAGCACUGGGGGCUCCGAACACCGCAGGAGCCCCUCUCUUCCUCCCUGUGGGUUAACUAGCUGUGCACUUGGAAACUUCGGGACAUACAAAGAGAAGGCGGGGGCUGCCCCCUCUAAGCCACCUCUGGGCUGUCAAGUCUUUACUCCUUAGGACCCGCGGGCUGCACUCGGACACGCGCCAGCAUAACAGGAACCCCCAGAGCUGCAGACCCCCACAUACUGCUCCCCACACAGGUAGCUCUGGUGGCGAGGAAAGGGGGCAUAGUCAGGUCACCCAGCUUGCCAUGAGUCUACCACACCAGGUAUCCUGGGGUGGGCAGAGACAGGGGGCAGUACUGUCCCCCCAGCCCUGUCCAAGAAGAGCUGUCCUCUACUCU